This is a messenger RNA of Drosophila santomea, 577 nucleotides long. RefSeq lists its product as uncharacterized. The record is from RefSeq and is a predicted model, not a curated record. The coding region runs from base 2 to 562 and encodes 186 amino acids. Lineage: Eukaryota; Metazoa; Arthropoda; Insecta; Diptera; Drosophilidae. The transcript has 2 exons.
GAUGUUGCUUGUUCUUGUGUCGUUGCAAUUUUUAAGUUUUACUCAUGGCAGUAAGACGCAUAUGAAAUCUUAUUCACAAUGUGAAGCCAUGUCUAGAAAAGAGGAGCCAAGUUUGGCAAUUGUUUUCCAGUGUCUAACUGCACACUAUAAUUUAUCUGCAACUCUAUCAGAUAUUAUGGGAAAGAUGAGUCAAGUUCAACAAUAUUUGGAUCAAAAUUCCAAUGAUCAGGAAUAUACCCAAUCGCCUUUUAAAAAUCUCGAUGACAUUUUAGACAUACCGAGUGAUUUAGCCGGUAAAGACUGCCAAUACAAACGACAAAUAGUACAAGCCAUACGCAGAAAACUCGUUUGGUAUAAUGUUAUGGAAAAUAAGGAGUCCACGCUUUUUGAAUUAAAUGAUGACACUAUAAAGAUAGAGCCUUCUGAAGCUGCCCCGGAAAAUGCGGUUUCACAAAUCAAAGUGAGAACCGACUAUAAAAGAGUUUUGAGGGAGAUUCGUUGUCUGCUGGCGAAAUCCAUACGAAAUACAGAACCAACCGUUAAUGCCAUAAAAAAUAAUUAAUUUCAAUACACGGAA